Messenger RNA from Meleagris gallopavo (turkey), 3887 nucleotides. It is a transcript of the gene MICALL2, whose product is annotated as MICAL like 2. Gene Ontology annotation, molecular function: protein binding. The record is from RefSeq and is a predicted model, not a curated record. Lineage: Eukaryota; Metazoa; Chordata; Aves; Galliformes; Phasianidae.
CCUCCUCCUCCUCCCGCCGUCCGCCACACGCCCGCGGCUCCCGCAGGCGGCACGGCCCGGGGUCCGCGCGAUGGCCGCCAUCCAGAACCUGCAGCUGUGGUGCAAGCAGCAGUGCGAGGGCUACCGCGAUGUCAGCAUCACCAACAUGACCACGUCGUUCCGUGACGGGCUGGCCUUCUGCGCCAUCCUGCACCGCCACCGCCCCGACCUCAUAAACUUCAAUUCCCUCAGUAAAGAAAAUGUGUACGAGAACAACAAGCUGGCAUUUCAAGUGGCAUCAGAGCAGCUGGGGAUCCCCGCCUUGCUGGAUGCAGAGGAUAUGGUUGCUCUGAGGGUACCAGACAGGCUGAGCAUCAUUACCUACGUUUCCCAGUAUUAUAACUACUUCCAUGGACGUUCUCCUAUUGGAGGCAUGGCUGGGAUCAAGCGUUCUUCCUCUGAACUUCAGGAGCAGCCUGCUGGGAAGAAAGCUGUUCCAGGACCUCCUAAGCCAGUGUCUCCAAAACUGCCUCCUGCACACCCACCAGCCAAAGCUAAGCCAAAAGAAGCCUCCCCAGUCACCACAAAGGGUGUCCUGACAGAGAGUGGGAAUAUCCGUAGCAGCUGCUGUGGUAUCUGUGGGAACCACGUCCACCUGGUACAGCGUCACUUGGUUGAUGGGAAGCUCUAUCACAGGAAUUGCUUCAGGUGCAGGGAGUGUUGGAAUGUGCUUCUUCCUGGAAGCUACAAAUCUGGGCCUGAGCCCGGUACAUUCAUCUGUACCAGCCACCAGCAGCCAGAUAAUGUCCAGAUCUCUGGGCUCAGCAGCACUCGGAACAAACCUGAGAGCACCCCAGCCCCUACUAGUGCCAGAGCAUUCCAGAAAGCAGCAGAACCCAAGAAACAGGAGCAGGUGUUGAAGAAACCAAGCCAGGAAGGCCUUGCUAAUUCAACCAAGCCAUCUGUUUCAUCUUCUGGAAGCUCUGGCUUCAGAAGUCUAAAUACUCCAUGGUCGUCUUCAGCUGUAAAUAAAUCAGAAGACUGCAAAGGUACCCCAUUGGGAAAUAAAACAGAUCAUCGUGAAGGUACCACAUCAGGACCUCUUUGGACAACCUCCAAAACAAAAACACAGCAGGCCCGUGAAAAUUUUUUUCAGUCAUUAGAGUCCUCCAGCAAUAAAACCUCUGAUGCUAAAAACCACGACCCUUCUCAUAGCUCUGGUAAAAUUUCUUCUGGCAGAACUGCUGCUGGGGUCACUCCAGCGAAGACUGAGAAGGCUCAGGCACGUAACCAUAUUAUACAAGCUUUGGCUGGAACAAGCACCUCUCCAAGCAAGCCAGGAGGACUCAGUUCUACUGGCUCUUCAGCAUCUAGUAGUAGCAACUUUUCUCCUUCCAGUUCCCAAUCACAGAGUCCAGCUCUGAAAGCACAGACCAGCAAAACAGGCUACACAACACCAAAACAGGAAAAGACCACAGAACCUCUGCCCAAGAGUCAGACGACCAGCAAAGCUGUUGAAUCUGUGCACAAGCCAGAGUCAAAAGACCUCAAAGGAACUGUGAACGCUGGUGAAGACAAGUCUGAGAGCCCAGCAGACUGGAGAUCUCGGUUGAAGCCUGUGGCCAACAAAGACCAGGCUGGCUCUAAGAAGCCUACUGAUCACUCACAGGUGGGAACAGGGAGCCAAACACAGAAGGAGAAAAAGCCAACUCCAUUAGUUGUUCCAUCAGCAAAGCAGGAGUCCGCUUCCUCUGGUGGAAUCCUUAAGAAGAAGUUGAUACCCAGCUCAGAUCUUACAAGCUUUCAAGGCUGGAAAGAUUAUGGGGUUUCUGCCAAGAAGGAGGAAGAGGGCAACCACCAGUUGAAUCAAAGCACUGUCACAUUUGAAUCCUCUGUUCCAAAAAGCAUUCAGAGCAUUGAAGCAGUGUCACCAACCAAGCUGCACCCAGACUACAUCCCUGAGGAGGAAAUCCAGAAGAAGGUACAUGACAUUGAGAAGCAGCUGGAUGUGCUGGAACUGAAAGGAGUGGAUCUGGAGAAGCAGCUACGUGGCUGUGAAGGAGAUGAGUCCGAGGAUGCCCUCAUGGUGGAUUGGUUCAAAUUGAUCCAUGAGAAACAGCUGCUGCUAAGGCAGGAGUCAGAGCUGAUGUACAAGAUGAAACAGCAGAAUCUGGAGGAGAAGCAAUGGAACAUUGAGAUGGAGCUGAGACGUCUCGUGGACAAGCCAGAGUAUCUGAAGACACGCAGAGAGAAGGAACGUGAAAAGGAGCUGCUGGAUUCAUAUCUGAACACAGUCAAUGAUCGGAAUAAUAUUGUGGAGUGCCUGGACGAGGACAGAAUCAGAGAGAAAGAGGAGGACCAGAUGCUGGCAGACAUGAUCCGGAAGUUGGAUGGAUCUCUUGAGACCCAGGAGUCAGAGAAGAAGAAGAACAAGUUCCGCUUGUCCAAAAUAUGGAAGCAGAAAAAUAAGAGUUAAACUCAGGAGUAAUGUUACUCUGCGCGCUGGUGCAGAGAGGACUGUCAAAGUGAUGUUCUUUUCUUGCUGCUGCUUUCCUGGACUUGUGCAGGAUGGUGACGAGGCUUCUUUCCUCUCUGACGUGGAGACUGUAGGUUUGCAGAUCAAAGGGACAGUGUGAAUCCUCUCUCAGUGGUUGAGGUACACCUUUCCCAGAAGAUUUUCCUUCUUUGAAUCUAACUCAGAUCUGGCUUCAGCCUUGUUGGCAGCUCAGCAGGACGGAACUCAAUUUGCCCAUCCACUGCUUAGGUCUUUACAGACUUGAAUCAGAGAGCGUGGCACUGCGUGUCACCCCACAGGGCCCCCCUCACAUCAGCCAGGGCUAUGCCAAGGGUACUGUGCUGGUUUCCAAAAUGGCAGUUCUUUUUCCCUCCCUGCAUCUCCUUUGGCAGAGAGAUAAUAUGGGUCAUGAGAGAUCAAUGGUCUCCCCCUUAUUUACACCCAUGCAAACUGGAGUUUUCAGCCCCCACAGCCAGGGGAAGCAGACACCAGAAUUACCUGUGGGUUGGGAUGUCCUAGACCCAGAGACAUUUCAGCAGUAGUGCUGUUUCCAGACCUCCUUGUGGGAGUUGUUGUAGGCUGGUUUCUCAGAGCCAUGAAGGGCUGCUCACUGCUUCAUUCCCUCUAUGGGGGAGAUUUUUAACUCCUUGUUUCUCUCACUGCACAGCGAAGCGUGGUUUUCAUUGCUUGUGGCCCACCAUGCUGAAGACGAACAGAAGUCUUUUAACAGCCUUAUGCUAACAGGGAGCAGAAGUGCAUAACUGGGUUUGUCUUGUCCACCAGCUUUCCGUGUGGGACAAGCACUCAUCUCCUGAGUCUGUCCCUGGACAUCCAGUGCCCUCAGGGGUUGCCGUGGUUCACCUUGGUGGAAGCAGGGCAGUAAUGAGCAGUGCAAAGUAGGCGCUGGGCUGCUGGCAGUGUGUCUUUCUCCUCCACACUCAGCCUAGAGUGACUGCGGCCUGACAGCUGCCCUACGUGGCAUUGGCCUUUUCACAGUCAACCUUGGGAGCGGGGAUAGAGAUUGGCAGGGGAAGAUGAGAAUAAUUCGUGAUGCCCCUAGCUCUGGUGUGCACUCCCCCGUGCUUCCUUCCUCCCUCCGUGCCAGGGUACUUCACGAUUUCCCUGUGUCCUGUUCUCCAGCAGGGCCUGGGAUUUUUCAGCGAGGGGAUUUGCUGCCUGCUGUGCCCGGUGGCAGAGCAGAGGCGAUGCGUCCCUCACCCACGAGGUGGCAGUGGGACUCUCCGUCCGAGGCAGCUUGCCCUGGGCACCGCAGGGCUGAUCUCGGUGGGGUGCCCAGCGCCCAAGGGGUUUCUCGCUGCCCGCAGUGCGUGCGUGCGGUGGGACGCCCUGUACCUGCCUAUGUUUUCGUCCAAUAAAGAGCUGCUGGUGCACA